Messenger RNA from Sphaeramia orbicularis (orbiculate cardinalfish), 3423 nucleotides. It is a transcript of the gene atf5b, whose product is annotated as activating transcription factor 5b. The record is from RefSeq and is a predicted model, not a curated record. The transcript is spliced from 4 exons. Gene Ontology annotation, biological process: regulation of transcription by RNA polymerase II. Gene Ontology annotation, molecular function: DNA-binding transcription activator activity, RNA polymerase II-specific; RNA polymerase II transcription regulatory region sequence-specific DNA binding. Gene Ontology annotation, cellular component: nucleus. The coding region runs from base 788 to 2302 and encodes 504 amino acids. NCBI's taxonomy places the organism in Eukaryota, Metazoa, Chordata, Actinopteri, Kurtiformes, Apogonidae.
UCUGCGGAAAAUAUCUGCCAAACUGCGGGCUGUGUCUGCUUUUUAACAUGAGAUUAGGGUUAAAGACGGGGUUUGGCUUAUUUUAGUAUUUAAGCUGCGACUGAACGCUUUAAACGGGGAGUUUUAGACUUUAUAGACUGUUAGGUUAGUUAAAGUUCAGAACCGAGUCUCCCGUCACUCAGACUCUUUUCUUUGUAUUACUUUUAGAUUAAAAAGUUGUUUUAUCAGUUUCUACAGCAGACAGUGAACGGAAUGCAUUUGCAAAUUAAAAUCAAAAUUUGUUUUAAUAGUUUAGGUUAAUUUUUGUAAAUUAAGCUGCGUUGUUUGUUGUAUUAUUUUGUAAGGAGCAGAGUGAGGUGAGUCGUGCUAAGGUCCGGUGAAGCAGGCUGAGGUGGAUCCGGUCCGGGUCUCUGGGUACCGGGAAAGUCCCCAGGUCCAUGACGUAAGGGCCGGCUGAACUCCGCAAAGUGCGCAUUGAUCCGCUGCGCUGUGAUCAGGUCCGGGCAUUAGGAGUUGCAGAAGUAGCGGAUUUAAAAACUUUCCGUCUGCUAGUCUCUUCGUCGAAAUAGCACUUCAUGAAGAGUCCCUGUCUUCCUAAAGGGAAAUAUGGCUUUUUAAAACUGUGACCGUCUCCUUCUCCGCCGUAAAGCUCCGUGUGCUUUGCUCCUGCAACGCACUUUACAAGACUAUUCAGAAACUAUGGGGUCUUCAGGUGUUUUCACAACUCUUUCAUCCACCCAGUGCACGAUUUGUGCUUUUGAACAAUUUGAUCGAAGCAGACGAUACAAUGGCGGCAUCGAUCCUUCGCAGGAAAAUUCCUCCCAUUUCCACAGACGAGCUCGACGUUCCCCUUCUCCGACAGGCUAGCCACAGCCAAUCACGGCCAAGGACGGGGGCGGAGCCAGUGGAGAGGCAGCACUUAAUUGGUGAUGGUCACUCAGAUUGGAUGACGGAAAAAGUUGAUUUGUCUUCAUUUGUGUCGACGACCGAGUCUUCUCCAAGCUCAUCCCUUCCACCCUCACCGUUAGAACAAGAUGUCAAGGUGCCCUCGGAUCUGGAGGUCAUGACCUCUUUACUGCAGGAAGAGCUGGCUCAGCUGGAGGACUACUUCCGCUCCGAGUCCACAUCCACAACAAACAAGUUGGAGAAAUCCUCAAAAUGUGACAAGAGUGCUCAAGCCAUGGGCUCCCAGUCUUAUUAUCAGUUACCCUAUGGCUCGUAUGGGACCAGCCAAUCAGAAACCAGCCCUGUGGUUGUUACCUUGGCAACAGGGGAGCUGGACCUGGCCAGCUUCUGUGGUGGUCCCAUCGGCAGAACCAAAAUUGCGCGACCCGCCCCAUACAACUAUCAUCACCGCUACCACCACAACAAUGGGCGAAGAAUAAUCAGUGAAGCUGUGAAAGUCGGGGACGAAGUUGGACUUGAUACGUGGGGUUCGAGGGGAAGUUACUCAGGAAGCACAGAGUUGUCUGUGAACCACUACUCCACACUGAAGACAGUGAGCAAGAAUAGCCUUGGUAGCGUGAAGAAGGUGAGAGAAUGUGCUUUAUCAUUGAAGGAAGAGGAGAGUUACUGUUUCUCAGAAGGAAUGUUUUGCAGUGAAGAGAUUGCGCGAGGGUUUUGUCUCGGUGGUUCGUAUGAAAGCCACCACAAGCGAGAGGGACAGUUGAUGCACAAUGUGAAGGUUAACGUAAGUUAUGACAGCACGGGGCUUGAGGUCUUGCACUGCAGCAAAGAUGGAGGACUUUCUGGAAGUAUUCCCCAAGAGACAAUGGUGCCUGGUGAUGGCUACUUCCACCAGUCCAUGGCCAGCACAGAGCCUUACCAUAGCUUUAUAGGUGAUCUAGAUCAGCCCUCACAAGCACAGGCUGUAGAGCCCCAACAUGGCCACUACCUCUAUCCAGAAUGCCUUGCAGACCAAAGCUAUGAAUGUCUGUCCAGAGGGGAGAGUGAGGGGCCACUGUUGGGUGCCCCAAUCCACCGCCCCACCCAGAGGCUAAAGGAUGAGCCCUGCUCCAUGAAACCAUCUUUGGUGGUGGGAGCUGCUUCUCUAGAUUCCAGCAGUGGAGAGAGGAAGCAGAAGAAGAGAGACCAGAACAAAACUGCUGCUCACAGGUACAGGCUGCGUAAGAGGGCGGAGCUGGACUCUCUGGAGGAGGAGCUCCACGGCCUUGAGGGGCAGAACCGGGAGCUUCGUGACAAGGCAGAGUCGGUGGAGCGAGAAAUCCAGUACGUCAAAGAUUUACUCAUCGAGGUCUACAAGGCUCGCAGUCAGCGGCUCAAACAGGAUGGCAGUGCCUAAAAUGCCCACGCUGACCUCACCUCGAAACCUCCCAACCAGCACCAAGAAAGAAAGAAAGAGAACAAAAGAACGAAAGAAAAAAAUCAACUGCACCAACUGGUCUUUGUUUCACACAAAUGAAAUGGUAGUUGCAUGAUUUUGGUAGUUCUUUUCUAAAAAAUAAAAAAUAAAAAUUGUUUCAAGAGGAUGGCCCGAACACAAACACACCUUUCUUAAUAAAAAAGGGAAAAGGAGAAGUUUCUAAAUGGGUGAUGAACUAUAUAACAAGCCUUAGCGAGGUGGCUUCAAGAGGAGAUGCUGAACUUGUCCGUGACCACUGUGAUCUGAACUGCACUCACAGCCUUGUGAUGACUGAGUCUGCGCUUGCAAUGAUUGAUCGUUUACAAAAUGCUCUUUGAAUUAGUAGUAGUGAUUGAAUUUGCUUGUGGUUUCUGUGACACACAUUGGCAGCAUCGAGGCAGAUCCAUAUUAAAUAUAUAUUUUAUUUUCUAUUUUAUUUUUACCUAAUAAUGUUCAUUUAUCAUUUGCUUUAAACAAUCAAGUGAAUAAAGGGAUUGCUGGAAAAGUGUGCAACAUGCUCUACAAAUAUUCCUUAUCAGAGACAUUUAGAAAUUUGUAUUGGUAAAAUGUUGAGUAUUUACACUUCUUUACCCCACUGAAAUACCCAAUGCAUGUUUGAUUUUGGAAAAGCAUGUGCGAGUGUUAUUUGAAGGCAAUAUUCUGUUAACUGCAUGGCUUCAAGAUCUCCACCGCGUCAGUCCAACUGAGUUGACUUUUUCCUUCUCAUCAGCUGAUGACUUUUUCUCUGAGACCCUUCCCAUCCUCUACCCCCUUCCCCGCCAGUGUGAUUCAUGCUCAGGUUUUGUUUUGGUCUUCUGCUCUGAGACACAUUCACUGGCUUUUUUCUUUUCUCUCUCGGCUGUAUUUGCGAAUAAACAAUCACCUGUUGACACAACAAUAAAUUGUUGUUGGGUAACGGUACGACUUCAUGGGAAUUUUGUUUUCAAUUGAUCAAUUUGAUGUAUCUGAAAUUCAGGUCCUUUUAAUAAUUGAUGUCAAUGUCAGGAAAUUAUACAUCAGGUAAAUUACAGCCAAAUAAACCAGUUAUGUAGUAUCAUCCA